AGGAGGAGCUGAAGAAAAUCAGAGAGGAGUCCAACGUGGAUUCUCUGAAGCAGGAGCUGGAGAAGGAGCGGCUCAGACGGAUGGAGCUGGAGCAGAAGAUCAACGAAGUUGUGAAAUCAGGGCUUGAAGACUCCCCAUCUCAGACGCCUAAAGCUCUGCCCCCUCCUCCAUCUCCAGCCGCUGCUACAGACAAACAGAAAGAAACCCUGUCCAACAGCUUCCUGAAAUGGAUCUAUGAACGUUUUGGACUUUCCGUAGAGGACUUUUGCUUCCAGCCAGAGGAAACGACGGUGGAGACAGAGGAGCCGCUGAGUGCCAGGAGGUUGACAGAAAACAUGAGACGGCUCAAAAGAGGUUUCAGACCAGUGACCAACUUCAUGAGAAACCUCUCGGCCUUAUCCAGCUGGUACUCCGUCUACACGUCCGCCAUCGCCUUCAUUGUUUAUAUGUACGCAGCAUGGCGUGGUUGGGCCAUCCCCAUGUUCCUGUUGCUGGCCAUCCUCCGCCUCUCAUUGAAUUACCUCAUCUCCAGAGGCUGGAGGAUCCAGUGGAGCAUCGUACCUGAAGUGUCUGAGACACUGGAGCCUCCAAAAGAAGACCUGACGGUGUCGGAGAAGUUCCAGCUGGUCCUAGACGUUGCUCAGAGGGCUCAGAAUCUGUUUGGAAAGAUGGCCAACGUUCUUGAGAAAAUCAAAAAUCUGUUCAUGUGGGUCAAGCCUGAGCUGACUCAGAAGCUGUACGUUGGACUGUGGGUGGCCUUCAUCUCCUCCUGCCUGCUGCCCUAUCAGCUGCUGGGCUUCUUCAUAGGCGUGUACGCUGGGAUCAAGUUCUUCAUCAUCGACUUCAUCUUUAAGAGCUGUCCCAAGCUGAGGCGGCGCUACGACACGCCUUACAUCAUCUGGACCAACCUACCCACGGACCUGCAGCUGAAGGAGCGCAGCAACCCCACGCUGAGCAGACGGGUUCACACGUCCGGGGUUCGAAGUAACGUCUCGGCAGCAGCUCCUCUGGGUGCCGGCCGAGACGAGGACGGAGGACGGCACUACAGCACCAGGAGAGGACCUUUCCACGAGGUCUUCAGCCUGCCGGAGAGCGAGCGGCCUCUGCCAGUUUGUGAGAACGGCUGGCGCUGCUGUCUGAUCAACAGAGACAGGAAGACACCGACGGACUACAUCCGCAACGGAGUCCUUUACGUGACGGAGAAUAACCUUUGUUUCGAGAGCUCCAGCUCCAGGUCUGGAUCAACAAAAAGAAAUAAAGUCAUCAAACUGCUGGACAUCACUGAAAUUCAGAAGUACAAAGUUCUGUCUGUGCUGCCAGGGUCAGGGAUGGGGAUCUCUGUAGCAACACCGUCCACCCAGAAGCCGAUGAUUUUUGGCGCGAUGAUCCACAGAGACGAGGCAUUCGACGCCAUCCUCUCCCAGUACACUAAGGUUGUUGAGGCCAAGGCCACGCCCCCUGCGUCAUGAGCAGUAGAUGACGUCAGACGAUGCGUCCUACAGUGUUUACUGCCAACAGGCUGGUUUCUAUAGUUGUUUACAGCAGAUAACAGGCGUUCCUGUUCUUCCUGAUGGGGAGUGGUUGUUGUUUGUUCUCCAUCGUGGUCGAGUCCGUUUGUGCUGGUUUUUUAUUCAGCCUUGCACGCCAUCAGUAGGUGGUCGCCUUAACACAGAAACUGAAACUUUUUUUUUCUUCGAACAGUUGCUGUCUUCACUUUGAGCUGCUGGUCUGCUCUCGUUUAACUUCCUGAAGUCAAACGAUUCAGUGACGAGACGUCGUGGAUUAUUUUAAAAUAAUAAUCUGUGAGAAUCAGACGAUAAACGUCUUGAACAGUUUUAAUGACGAGUCCUGAAAACCUGUUCUGGAAACCCAAACAGAUAUCCAAACAAAAAUAUCUUGGAGGUUGUUUUUUUUUUUUGUACAAAGAACUGAUCAAAUGUAAACUAAAAGCUACACUGUUUUAAGUUAGUAUUUUAUUCCUAGCCAGUGUUAGAUGGGCUGUAAAGGAAGAACUGGAAAAACUCAAAGUUUGCUGAGUUGAAAGACUUCCUGCAGAUUCAUGUUUAGACAUUCCUACAGAGCAGAGACAGUUGGGCAUCGCCUCUGACGUUAGUUCACAUAGAUACAGCUGUUCACCAAUAAAACCAGCAUCACUGAGUUAGUUGGAGGUGAGUUCGAAACCCGAGGAAUGUGGGAAAAUCUGCACAUUUCCAUUUAACGGGUUUGCUCAAACUGCUGCAUAGUUUGGGUGUAAACCUCCUGUUAGUCAGCUAAAGAUUACACAGAGCUAACUAA
Messenger RNA from Austrofundulus limnaeus, 2295 nucleotides. Its product is annotated as GRAM domain-containing protein 4. Lineage: Eukaryota; Metazoa; Chordata; Actinopteri; Cyprinodontiformes; Rivulidae. Gene Ontology annotation, biological process: apoptotic process; negative regulation of toll-like receptor 9 signaling pathway. The record is from RefSeq and is a predicted model, not a curated record.